Hibiscus syriacus is the source of this 421-nucleotide messenger RNA. Its product is annotated as heavy metal-associated isoprenylated plant protein 39-like. The coding region runs from base 103 to 420 and encodes 105 amino acids. Lineage: Eukaryota; Viridiplantae; Streptophyta; Magnoliopsida; Malvales; Malvaceae. The transcript has 3 exons. Gene Ontology annotation, molecular function: metal ion binding. The record is from RefSeq and is a predicted model, not a curated record.
CGGACCUCCUCAAAUUUCACACUUUAUAAAAGGCCAAACUGGUCCUCAAAAGUUCAUUUACUUUCCUAAUCAUCUCAAUUUCACAUUUUUUUUCACAGCAAAAUGGCACAGAAGGUGGUGUUGAAAGUUCUAACCAUGACCGAUGACAAAACCAAGCAAAAAUCCAUCGAAGCUGCUGCAGAUAUCUUUGGGGUUGAUUCGAUAGCGGCGGAUCUAAAGGAUCAGAAGCUGACAGUGAUAGGGGAGAUGGAUGCAGUGGCGGUGGUGAAGAAACUGAAGAAAGUAGGCAAAGUUGAUAUAAUAUCAAUCGGACCUGCUAAGGAAGAAAAAAAGGAAGAAAAGAAGGAAGAAAAGAAAGAGGAGAAGAAGGAAGAGAAGAAAGAGGAAAAGAAAGAAGAGAAGAAGGAAGAAAAGAAAUGAA